Chenopodium quinoa (quinoa) is the source of this 3889-nucleotide messenger RNA. RefSeq names its product septin and tuftelin-interacting protein 1 homolog 1-like. Bases 444 to 2543 code for a protein of 699 amino acids. NCBI's taxonomy places the organism in Eukaryota, Viridiplantae, Streptophyta, Magnoliopsida, Caryophyllales, Amaranthaceae. Gene Ontology annotation, biological process: spliceosomal complex disassembly. Gene Ontology annotation, cellular component: U2-type post-mRNA release spliceosomal complex. The transcript has 2 exons. The record is from RefSeq and is a predicted model, not a curated record. Gene Ontology annotation, molecular function: nucleic acid binding.
UGGGGCCUACACACGGAAAAUCCACCGGAUUUUUGAAAUAGAUGGUAAUAUGAGCAUUUAUUUAAUUUUAGGAGUGGUAAUUCAUAAUUAAAAAUUAAACGGAUGAUUAAUUCGAAAAUUGUUCUAUUUUUUUAUGAUAAUUUAAAAAUUAACCUUUAAUAAAUCAACAAAUUGAAAAAUAAACCUCAACACUAACCCAAACCAACCCGCUUAAUUAAACGUGUGGUGUCGUAUUAACCUCAACCCGCCUUUUCUUGCUGUAGUUGACUACUUGACUUCCCUCAAUACCUUUUUUUUUUUAUUUUGGCGACCUUGCGAGUCACGUAAGUUAGGCGGUGAUUAACCAAAGACCAAAGUUUUGUCCUCCAUCUUAUAUUAGCACCUUCAAUUCGUAUCCCUUUUCUAAUCUUUAACAAAACCUGGGAUAAUUUGAGUGAUUAAUAAUGGAUGAAUAUCAAAAAACAGAGGAAUUUGAUAUGGAUAACGAUUUUGUCGAUUUAGAUCAGUUUAUUGAGAACGAAUCCUUUUACAGAAAACCCAAAAGAAAAUUUGUUCAAUCAAAUAAUGAUGUAUUAUUUGAUAAUUCAGAUUCGAACAACGAUGAUGAAGACGAAAUCUUUUUUAGGAAGAACAUCAAGAAAAAGAGUAGAAGAAUUGGCGGGUUAACUGAUACGUUGGUUCGUCACAUGAAUCCUGUAAAUUUUGCAUCAUCUUAUAAGGAUGAUUUAAGGGAGAAUAAUGUUGGGGGUUUCGAGAAAUACACGAAAGGUAUUGGGAUGAAGUUGUUGCAGAAGAUGGGGUAUAGUGGUGGUGGGUUAGGGAAGAAUGAACAAGGUAUUGUUGCUCCAAUCGAGGCGAAGUUGAGACCAAAGUUAGAAGGAUUAGGGUAUAAUGAUCAUAAGAGGGAGACUGAAGUGUUGUGGAAAGAACGAGGUCGAGUUCGUGUUCGUGCUGAUAAGGUGCAUCAGGAUAUUGUUGUUCCGGCAGGAAAAGACAGUUAUGAUAUGCCUAUGCAGGAGUUGCAGUAUAAUGUAGGGUUGGUGUCAGACUUGAUGAAGCUUGAUGUUGAGAAUGUGGAGAGGAAAUUGAUGUUGGAGAAACAGACUGUCGUUUCGCUGCAGGAAGAGAAAGGAAGGCUUCAGAAAGAGUCUGCAGAUCAGAAGAAGGAGAUUGAUUCUAUGGAGGAGAUAAUUCAGGUUUUAGACAGUAUUGAAGAGGAGAAUGUAUCAGGAAAAUUGACUUCAGAGUCUGUUGCAGAGUCCUUCAGAGACCUGCAGAGGAGGUUUCCCGAGGAGUAUAAACUCGGUAACCUGUCCUGUAUCGCGUGUUCUUUUGCUGUUCCUCUGUUGACUAGAGUGUUUCAAGGAUGGGAGCCUCUUCAGAACCCGUGGCAUGGUAUGGAUGUCAUAGCUUUGUGGAAAGGUUUGUUGCAGGGAGACGGCGAGGAUCAUGACAUGUCUGAGGAUGCAACAGCUCCGUAUUCACAGUUAGUGGCCGAAGUAGUGUUUCCUGCAGUCAGAAUAGCAGGUUUAAACUCAUGGCAGGCUAGAGAUCCUGAACCUAUGCUUCGUUUUAUUGAGUUAUGGGAGGAAUUGCUUACACCUUUUGUGCUGCAGUCACUGCUUGAUAUGAUUGUGAUGCCUAAGUUGUCUGAAGCUGUUAACUCUUGGGAACCUUGCCGCGAAACAAUACCAAUUCAUGUCUGGAUGCAUCCCUGGCUUCCAUUGCUUUCGCGGAAGCUUGAGACUCUUCAUCAAGCCAUCCUUGUAAAAUUUGAAAAUGCUCUCUGUGAUUGGCAUCCUAGUGAUAUGUCAGCUUACACUAUCCUAUCCCCUUGGAAGACAGUAUUCGAUUCUGCUAGUUGGGAAAAACUGAUUGUUAGGUCCAUUCUUCCCAAGUUGAAAGAUGUGAUGCAGGAAUUUCGAGUCAAUCCUGCUAAUCAGAAACUUGAACAGUUUAACUGGGUUAUGACUUGGGCUUCUGCAAUUCCCAUUCGUUACAUUGUUAGUUUACUGGAGAAUCACUUUUUCGGAAAGUGGCAACAAGCUCUGCACCACUGGCUUUGUACAAGCAAAGACUAUAAAGAGAUUGAGCAAUGGUACCUUGGGUGGAAACAGCUUAUUCCUGCUGAUGUUUUGGCCACGGAACGUGUUAGGCGCCAGCUAUGGCUAGGCCUGAAAAUGAUAUAUCAGUCUCUAGGUUCGGAGGAGGUUCACCCUGGUGUAGAGGAGAACAUUAGCCCUUCAAGGGUGCCUAAACAAAGGCAAUAUGCAGCUCAACAACAUGUUACAGCUUUCGCUGACAGUCUGCCUAAAAAUUUGAAAGAAGUUAUUGAGGUCUAUGCACAGCAACAAGGCUUGCACUUUAAGCCUAAACCUGGGAGAACACACGACGAUCACCAAGUAUAUAGCUUUGGCAUUGUAAGCAUCAUUGUGGACUCCUUCAAUCAGAAGAUUUUCGCUCGAGUCCAGGAGAAAUGGUCUUUGGUAACUCUUGGACAACUUGUACAGAUGCAGAACAUCUCUACUUCAAGGCGGCGCUGAAUUUUGUUUUUCUUGAUGGACUAGUCAGAAAUGGACUUGUGUGAUCUGAUGAACGUGAGAGAUGACAUGCUGAAAAACAGUGAGUUUGGACCUUCAUGUUAUUUUGCUAAUAGUUUUGUUGAUUUCAGCUAGAAUAUGGUCCUUGAUAAUUUUAGCUGGGAGUUCUUGUGUCACUACCGAGUGUAAGUUGCAACUGUCAAACAAUGUUUCGCAACAUCGGGAUAGGCCAAUUAUGAAGGUAAAUCUCUUUCUCAUUUGCUGCUUGGGUUCAGUCUGUUUAGCUCUUGUAUUGCUUUUGGUGUAUUCGGUGUUUAUCAGGCUGAGAUUCACCAAUUGGAUCCCACCUCACCAUCUAUGCUACUAAUGCUACUAUGCUAGUCGACGUAUCGUACAUCUUUUGGAAGUUCUGUGAGUUAAAUUUUAUUUUCUUCUGACAUUUUGUCUGAUCUUGAGCAGAUCUUGAACCAAUAUUGGAAUUUUGUCUACUCUAUUACUUGGACAUGGGAAAACUGUAUUUGUACAAUUGUACACCUUAUGAUCAUUUUAAAAUUCUUUUAUCCUAUUAUGCUGCUAACAUGGAUUUUAUUUGUUAUUUCAGAUUUCAUGUACAAGUGAAACAGUAUCAUCUUUCUUUCCUUACAGACAACAGCUGACAGGGUGAUCUAAUAUCCCCCGGAAAUGUCUGGUUUAAAACAAUUUGCUCAUUUUCCCUCGCCCAUAAUUAUUAUGAACUCAGCAACCCUUCUAACCCCCCCCCCCCCAAACCCUCCUCUAGUUGUUUAGACCAGCCAAAUUGAAUGAAGCAGUUACAUACUAUUUCUGUAAUGCAAGCUCUUCUUGUGUGUUGCGCCUUUAACAAUCCAACUGCCCUUAUUUAUCUGCCCCUUUACACAGCAAUGGCAGCAUAGAGCCUAGAAUUAAUAAGCAAGGCGGAUGCUUUAUAAGUUUUUGAUCUACUUUUUUAGAAGUUCUUUACAAUCUUGAUAUUUCUUAUAUCAUUUGUAAACUCUGAUAGUCUGAUACAAUGUAAACUUGGCAGGAUCUAGAAAUUGGUGUAACGGAUGAUGAAGCAAUCACCGGCGAUUUCAAAUUCCAAAUUCAGAGUCAGUGAAACACUUAAGGGAUUAAUUUGGCAAAGGUACUUGUAGUACCAAUUAUAGCUCUAAGUCUAGAGAAUGGAAGUUCAGUAAGUUCAUGCAACUGCAGGACAAUAUAACCUUUUGUUUGCGUCCUUUGUUUUGACUCCUAUUUUGACAAGCUAACAAAGUAACAAUUGAACAUAUGAAACUUGGCUGUCUCUAGUGUUGUGGUUUUUUUGUUCUUAAUUUUACUCCCUAUGUUGUCUU